This is a messenger RNA of Malassezia pachydermatis, 888 nucleotides long. RefSeq lists its product as hypothetical. NCBI's taxonomy places the organism in Eukaryota, Fungi, Basidiomycota, Malasseziomycetes, Malasseziales, Malasseziaceae. Gene Ontology annotation, biological process: retrograde vesicle-mediated transport, Golgi to endoplasmic reticulum. The transcript has a single exon. The record is from RefSeq and is a predicted model, not a curated record. Gene Ontology annotation, cellular component: endoplasmic reticulum; SNARE complex. The coding region runs from base 1 to 888 and encodes 295 amino acids. Gene Ontology annotation, molecular function: SNAP receptor activity.
AUGAAGGAUGCAUCAACGAUAGCAGCCUUUUACCGUGGGCGUGAAGAACCACUUCAUAUUGAGAAGGACCAUAUCGAUCAGACCCUAGCGCGGUACUUGGAUGCCAUGGAGGCGCAAGUCCGCGACGCCCAAGCAUCCACCGCCCAAGCACGAGCCCUCUCACGUACAGCUCCUCGGGACCCCACACGGAUCCAGGAGCUCUCCGCCGCCGUACGAUAUGCCAAGCGACUUGCUAGUGCAUCGCCUAUGUCGUCUUCGGCCCAUCUCUCCGAGCGUUUGCAGGCACUCAGUCACGCCGCUGAGAAUCUUCAAAGUCUGGUGACCCAGUCGCCGUGCCAUGUUUUGCCAUCGGACGAGUUUUGGGACGAUUACUUGUACGCAGAUUUGCAAGAAAAACAUGCACCUGUCCUAGAUACCCCUGCACCAGCCCCCGAACAGACAGACGACAGUGCACCUGCGGACGACGAGACCAAGGUGUCAGUGCCAUCGUCCACGCCAGAACCGGCAUCUACAUUGCGGCAGCGCCGCCUAUCUACGUCAAAGAACGCCACUACCCCACCUGUUUUUACAUCAGCCACAGACAAACGUGUCUCGGCGUUGCAAUCCGACCGUUCUUUGCAAGAUGCGCUCUCAUCUGAGCUGCUGCGCAUGGCGGGUGUGCUCAAGCAGAACACGGUGGCGUUUACAGAGGCGCUGGAACGUGAUAGACAGCUGGUGGAAGAGACAUCUGGUCGGCUGGAUCAGAACUUGGGGCUCAUGACACGCACACGCGGCCAACUCGGUGUAUUUUCGAAAAAAGCGCGCAGUAUGGGAUGGUUCACACUCGGUAGUAUCGCGAGUGUCCUUGUAUGCUGGGUGGUAAUGUUUAUAGUGAUCAAGUUGACAUGA